Funneliformis geosporum is the source of this 360-nucleotide messenger RNA. The record is from the annotation of a GenBank genome assembly. NCBI's taxonomy places the organism in Eukaryota, Fungi, Glomeromycota, Glomeromycetes, Glomerales, Glomeraceae.
ACACACCAUCAAAACUCUCAAGGAAUCCAAACAUUAUUGGAAGCUGAAAAAGAGGCCGCAAAAAUUGUCCAAAAAGCUAGACAAUAUCGUGUUCAACGGUUGAAAGAUGCUAGAACUGACGCAGCAAGAGCGAUUGAAGAAUUAAAAGAACAAAAAAAUAGUGAAUUUCAAAAUUUUGAGGCUGAACAUGUUGGAUCUUCGGAUCAAUCUAACGUUAAAGUUGCAGCAGAAACAGACGAAAAAUUAGUUGAAGUUCAAAAAGCUUUUGAAAAAAAUAAAAAUUCUGUCAUAGAUAAAUUAUUAUUUGCUGUUACUAAUGUUGAACCAAAAGUUCAUAUUAAUGUUAAACUUCGAAAAUAA